CAGUCACUGAACGGUUUCUGUAUGACAGCAGCUGUCGUUACUGCAGUGUUUUUUUGUCGACCUAUGGUCAACAGAAAUGCAGAGGAAUGAGGACGGAACAGCGCCCACUGCAGACCGCGCACAGACAGCACUCCCCCUGACAUCUCUCCGCGCUGGCUCGUUUCCCUCUAAUUGGUUUCGCUCGGACCAGUCCGUGGAGAGCUCACCUGCUUUUAAUUGGACUAUCGCGACAAGUUGCUGAACUGACGUCAACACAACCGGUUGACAACUUUUCGCGCGACGAUAUCUGUGGAUUUUCGCGCGAGACUAAUUGACUGCACCACGCAGGGACGCGCUGUUCAGCAGCAAACCAGGCUGACGAGACGAACGAGGGGAACGGGCGCAGGCUUCUCCAGCCCGUGCUUGGAUGUAUGGAUGUAGGGCAGAGGGGAGUCGCAGCUUCUCGGCAUGGACCAAAUAGCUUCCAGUUGAGAGCAAAAGAGCAGGAGCAUUGAUUUCAUAUAUUUAUAUCAAUAAUCAGGAGUAGGGUAUUUUCUCCCUACAAGCCGCUGCAUUUCCCCUGAAAUCAGCAAAGAUACAUUUUUUUAAAUAUAUUUUUGGGGGUUUUUUUUGCGCAAGUGGUCGGUGCGCCCCUGCCUCCGGAUCCAUGGGUUGCACUGUGAGUGCUGAGGAUAAGGCUGCGGCGGAGAGGUCAAAGAUGAUUGACAAAAACCUCCGAGAAGAUGGAGAGAAAGCAGCAAGAGAGGUGAAAUUGCUUUUGUUAGGUGCUGGGGAGUCUGGAAAGAGCACCAUUGUAAAGCAAAUGAAGAUCAUCCACGAAGACGGCUACUCAGAAGAUGAGUGUAAGCAGUACAGAGCCGUUGUUUACAGUAACACCAUCCAGUCGAUUAUGGCCAUUGUUAAAGCCAUGGCCAGCCUCAAGAUAGACUACAGUGACCCUGCCAGAACGGACGAUGCCCAGCAGCUCUUCGCUCUCGCUGCAGCUGCGGAAGAGCAAGGCAUUCUUCCUGAAGACUUGGCCAACGUGAUCAGGCGGUUGUGGGCCGACAGCGGCAUACAGAGUUGCUUUACGAGGUCGCGAGAAUACCAGCUCAAUGACUCGGCGGCGUAUUACCUGAAUGAUCUGGAGAGGAUAGCAAAAGCAGAUUACAUCCCCACCCAGCAGGAUGUGCUGCGCACUCGGGUUAAGACAACCGGCAUCGUUGAGACUCACUUCACCUUCAAGGAAUUGCACUUCAAAAUGUUUGAUGUGGGAGGCCAGCGGUCAGAGAGAAAGAAGUGGAUUCACUGCUUUGAAGGAGUAACAGCCAUUAUCUUUUGUGUUGCACUAAGUGCAUAUGACCUGGUGCUGGCUGAGGAUGAAGAGAUGAACCGAAUGCAUGAGAGUAUGAAGCUUUUCGACUCCAUCUGCAACAACAAGUGGUUCACCGAAACCUCCAUCAUCCUCUUCCUCAACAAGAAAGACCUCUUCGAGGAGAAGAUCACUCGCAGCGCCCUCACCAUCUGCUUCCCCGAAUACACAGGAGCCAACAAGUUUGACGAAGCUGCCAGUUACAUCCAGACCAAGUUUGAGGACCUGAACAAGAAAAAGGACACCAAGGAGAUCUACACCCACUUCACUUGUGCCACUGACACCAAGAACGUUCAGUUUGUCUUCGAUGCUGUCACCGACGUUAUUAUUAAGAACAACCUGAAAGACUGUGGUCUUUUCUAAAGGACAGCACCCAUCACAAACAGACUGCAUGAGAGACUGCAAUAGCCAUGUGACGAUUCCUGCUUUUCAUAAUGAAAACCGUGAUGUGCUCGUUUUUUGUUUUCGAAAGAGGAACCUGUCAGAACUUCUGCAAUCACCGAUCCACAUCCACCUUCAUCCACAUUUCUCUUUGUAGGGAGUUUUUUAUUCAUCAUAAACAAACACAUAUUUGAUCCUAAAACACAAUUUGUAUCGUAAUUUUAAACUGCGACACUUUAAUAAGAUCUGUAACGACAUAUUAUCCUUGUAGCUUUUGUUUGAAAUGCAAAACAUGACAUGUUAUCGCAGCACAAUGGUGGUGGGUAUAGGGGAGAUUUUGAAAGAGUUGAAUCAUUAAUUGACUAUUUUAAUGCUCUGAUGGGUUCAUUUCAUUUUUCAUAAAUUUUGUCUUAUUGGCUGAAAAAAGGAAACAAUUGAUAAAAAACAUAUAUAUAUAUAUAUAUAUAUAUAUAAAAGCACAUAAACCUUUUCUGUUAACUUUCAUUUUAAGACCCUUAUAACAGCACAGAGAUUAUUUUUUAGAAGAAAACUAAGCAUGGAAACAGAAACUGGAUGAAGGAUAAAUGUUUUUUUUUGUACACUGUUUACACAGAGUCAAUAUUCACACAUGUAUAGUGGAUCAUUCUGCAUGACCCUCCAUAGAUUAUUAGCCUGUAAUCUCCCCCCAUAAACUGAUUACCAACCCCAAAGCAUCAUGUUUAAAAAAAAAAAAAAAAAAAAAAAGCAGAAAUGGUUAAUGUGUCACUUUUAAGGUAUAUGUAAGACUUUUAAAUGGUUAUGUCUGUUCCCAACAAGGAUUGUUCUGUCGGUCUUUUCAUUCCAAGUCUUUUUAAACAUAUGUUUGUGCCUUGAUAUCUGUUUACACUUGUUCUUUAGAGACUCCAUCUCCAUCUCCAUUGUGUGAAUUAGGGCUAUUUUUAUUCCACCCAAGUUCACGGGGAUCCGAGAUUUAUGAUGCAACACCACACCAAGACAAAUGGAUGAUUGUUGUUCAUUAAUAUUAUUCUGAUUCUCUUGUUAAAUGUAAAUAAAGUUUGACCACAUUAACCUUUAGCUUCAAUGUGAUACUUUAAGAAUGUAAAAGUUGUUUCUUCCGUCUUUGAAUCUGGGCCAAUGAUUUGAGAAGUUGUAGCACUCUGCAAAAAAAAAAAAAAAUUAAAAACCUUACACAAUCUCACCCUCCGACCCCUAAUUUUAGUACAUUUUUCAGGGAGAAAAAAUAAAAUCUAUUUUAAGAAAUAAAUAGUUUUAACAAAAGAACUACAAUCCUUUUAAAAAUAAAGUCAUGCUGUACUUUUUAAGGUUGGAGAAAUAAGCAUGUUAGAUAAUAGAUGGAUGUUUCCUUGAGGCGUAUCAGUAAUUAUAAUUUUUUUUUAUAGUUAGUGGCCACUAGAUUACACCAAAACGUGUAUUAGUCCUGUCACCAAGUCAUUACGACAACUGUCAAGUCAGCCUUCUCCUUUACUGUGUAGAUCAUUAACAUCUUAUUUUUGUAUCAAAAAUCUGUUUUUGGGUAAUUUUUAAAGUAAUAUUGAUCUUUUUGGGUAAGUACAUUUUGGCUUUUCAUUUGCUGUGAGCCUUAAACAUGAAAAUUAACAAGAGAUAAACAUCACCGUGUGUCUAAUGACUUUGACACGAGUUUCGCUUUUUGAGCUUGAAUAACUUUUUUUAAAUUCAAAGUAAACAUCUAUAUGUAACAUCUUAUAUUUAGAACUUAGUUUCAUAGUUCUUGAGUUGCUAAUAAUUCAUUUUUCAAAACUCAAAUUUGAUCUAAAACUUACAAGCACAACAUUUUGGACUUUAGAACAGAAAAUAUAUGUAGGUACCCUGAAAGCAAACAACCAUCUUACCCGUCACUUCAUUUGACUCAAUUAUAACACAAAAUAAAAUUGUUUGGAUUAAAGACAUUCAACAAAUCCUUUGCUUUUACUCAAAUGAAAGUUGAGGGAUAGAGGAAAGUAUCCAGCAGGUGGCGCCGUGGGGUUUAGUGGCGAAGUUACUCUGAGCAACAGUUGGACGACAUUGACUCCGAAUUAAAUCGGACAAAAAUAUGAAUUCAUAAACUUUAUUAGAUGUGAAAAUUAGUGGCCUGACUUGUAGUUUUUGUUAAUAAUCAUAGCUUCAAGUGAUGCAAACUUUUUUUUGUUAGAAUACUGGUUAUAUGUUUGAUGCUAAAUUACAAUGAAUUCAAUACUGUGCAGAAAACAAUGACUUAAUAUGUUAAAUAUUCCAAUAAAAGCUAAGUACUACAAGCAAAAGAGUCAUAAACUACAGUUAACAGUGAUAACAUGAUUCCGAAUGAUAAAACGUAUCUAUUGUAUUAUAAGUCUGGAUUCCUUUUUUGCGCAGAUCCAGAUGUUAAACUUUACUCUCAGUAACACGCUGUAGUUGUUGUCACGACUGCGUUGUUUCAGACGGCAUCCUAUUGGCUGGCUUUGGUCAGUGCUCUGCGCUGAUUGGGUGCAGUAGAAACGCUUGGAGCCCUCAAAUUGAUGUGACAGAGCUUCAUGAGUGUUAAAGGAAGGAGUUGAUGCCAGGAGACACAUCAUCGCCUGGAAUCAGCGUGGAUGUGUCGAACCGUUUAUUGAGCUCAAGUUAACAUUAAAG
Molecule: messenger RNA, 4360 nt
Organism: Poecilia reticulata (guppy)
Lineage: Eukaryota; Metazoa; Chordata; Actinopteri; Cyprinodontiformes; Poeciliidae
Gene: gnai2b
Product: guanine nucleotide binding protein (G protein), alpha inhibiting activity polypeptide 2b
Biological process (GO): G protein-coupled adenosine receptor signaling pathway; gamma-aminobutyric acid signaling pathway; adenylate cyclase-inhibiting G protein-coupled receptor signaling pathway
Cellular component (GO): cytoplasm; heterotrimeric G-protein complex
Molecular function (GO): GTP binding; GTPase activity; G-protein beta/gamma-subunit complex binding
Source: RefSeq, a predicted model, not a curated record